Molecule: messenger RNA, 2466 nt
Organism: Botrytis fragariae
Lineage: Eukaryota; Fungi; Ascomycota; Leotiomycetes; Helotiales; Sclerotiniaceae
Product: putative short-chain dehydrogenase protein
Exons: 12
Coding region: 1-2466 (821 amino acids)
Source: RefSeq, a predicted model, not a curated record
AUGGCUAUAGAACAACCUCCUCUCGUCGUUGAUCCUGAUUUGCUUGAUGAUCUACCCAUUCCUUCCCCUUACACUCUUGCUGAAGCUUCUGUCCCUGAUCGUAUCGAGUGUGUCGUUCCAAUAUCUAUCCGUCCCUCUCUCAUCGACCCCAAAAACAAAGGUCUUUAUGUUGAUAAGGCUGUAUCUCCUGGAGACAUCUUGUUUACAAUUGAAAAGCCUUUGUUCGCCAUUGUCGAACAGAAGAACACGAGAUUGAGAACCUGCGAUAACUGCUUCGCAUACCAGAGCGUGGAGGAUAAAAUAGGGACUGUCAGUACUGUAGAAAGAGAUAUCGAGACAGCUAUCCCAUUCGACCAAUGUGGAAGCUGUGGGGUACACCACUACUGUGACCGGAAAUGCCAGAGGGAAGCAUUUGAACACCAUCAUAAGCAUGAAUGUAUUACUUUCGUAGACUUUUUGUCCGAAGAGCCCUCAGCAGAGUCCUUCAUUGAACGUACGGAUUUCCGCUUUGUUCUCCGUUUCCUGAGCAUGGCAAAGGCAAAUCUUCUUACAGAAGCAACAAUGAGGGAUUUCUUCACAGCACCAAUAGGUAAUUUGUAUGACUUUGGGCCUUCUAUGGAGACUUCCUACAGAAAUUUGAGUCUCAAUAUGAAACUUCUCGCAAAGUCGCCUGUGCACGAAGAUUCAGUCUUACGUAUUCUCUGCUUUGCUGUUCAUCAAUCUAUUCUGAUGCACCAACCAUUCAUAUGCCAAUUCGAUAGGUAUGAUAUAAGUUAUUGGGACACAAGUUCUCCAACGAGAAUCAGUUGUGGUAGCUGCUACGAGCCGUUUAUCACAAUCAUGAGAAACGAUUGCAAUGCCAACACUCGCGAGUACUUUGACGGAAUGACAUACAUUCUACAAGCUAAUUGUGCAAUCCCUGCCAACACUGAGAUUACCCGCCAUUUCAGUUCUUGGAAUGACUACGAAUACCGUCGUCUUCAAUUUACGAGGAAAGAAAAGCUUGAUUGCAAGUGUAAUUUAUGUACUCGAGGAAAUCUAGGACCAACAGGUAAUCUUCGAGAGCGCAUGCUUUCAGUUCACGUUUCUAAUUACAAGCCUGGACUCGACAAGGAGCUGCUGAAAGAACAACUAGCGAUCGAUCACAAAGUUAUUGCUGAUUUGAGAUCCAAUGGAUUCGGCUACGAUUGCCCUGAUCUAAGAAGAGCAUAUAUGAGUAUAUUCGGCGGUCAAUUUGAACUAGACUCCCGAACUAGAACUCAGGAUUAUAAAGGGUCCUUGAGACUUCUUCUCACCGUCUACUACUUGAUCGAUCCAGUUGCAUGCCCGGCACCGUCACCGGAAGAACGCAUCAAAGUUCUGCAUUUUCUCACAGUUAUAGCUUACAUUGGAGAAGACUCGCCAUCCAAGGUUAGCGAGAUCGUCCUCACAAUGCCUCGUCCACUACUCCAGGCAAAUGGGUGGCCCAAUACCAGGAUUGCUACAUUCCACCGAAAUGCAUUCAAGGAAGACCUAGAGGCUGGGGAUAUACCUGUUCAUACGGAUAAAGAUGCUCUCGUGAAGGAGUUAAAUGUUCUCAUUACCGGUCCCAGUGAAGAAGGAAUCGGGGCAGAAAUUGCCCUCUCCAUUGCCUCAUCGUCAAGCCCUUCAAUGAUAAUUCUUGCCGGUCGCCAAAAAACAAAAACUCUCUCCGUCAUGUUCCUCAUCCGACGAAUGAACCCCAACAUCAAUGUUGUCUGGAUCCCACUAAACUUACUUGAUAAUGAAUCUAUCCGAGCAGCAGCAGAUGCUAUCAAGAAAUUAGACACUGAGAAAAUACAUGUUGUCAUCAAUAAUGCUGGAGUUAUGGGCGUACGAAAUUAUACAACCUCCAAGCAGGGUAUUGAGGGUCAAUUUGCUGCAAACUACUUGGGACACUUCCUAUUGACCAACUUGUUGAUGGAUCAAAUUAUCGCAGCGAGAGAAGAGAGUGCAGUAAUUGUUAAUAUGGGGAGCUUGGGGUAUGAACUGGGCGAGGUGAACCUUGAUGAUGGAGGGCAAAAUUAUAAUGCUUGGAAGGCAUUCGGACAAUCGAAGACCGCAAUGCUUCUCUGGAACAUUGCUCUAGGCAAAAGACUGGCCAACAAAGGUAUCUCAACAUUAGUCGUGCAUCCAGGAACCACCCUCGAAACCAAACUUCUCGAAAACUCUAGUAUUGAUCAAGUGCAACUUGCAGAGUCGUACAAGCUUGCUAUAGAUAGAAAUGAGGGCAAAUCUCUCCAGCCUCAGAACAUGGUAACAAGACAAGUGUCAGCCGGUACAAUCAUACUUGCCGCACUAGAUCCCGCAUAUAGAGCACUAUCUCCGGCGUUUAUCGUUGACGAGAAAGUAAAUUCACAGACUAGGAGCUACGCAACUAGCGAACAAGAUGCUGAGAUACUGUGGAAACUGAGCGAACAACUUGUCGGGGAAACAUUCAAUAUCUAG